AUGAUGUUUAGGAAAUUGUUUGUCGCGAAAAAUGCAAUUUUUCUCGCCAAUUUAAGGCAAAAAUAUUUACUCAGUGAAUAUGUCAAUCACCAAAGGACACGCUUUAUUAGUUCUUCUAUCCAAAGCAGUGAUAUUUGGGAAAAUGAAGCGUUUGCCAUGUAUUUGGAGGGUAUCCGGAAGGAAUAUUCUGACCUGCAGCAAACAAGUGGAAUGAAAGGAAAUCGCUGGCAUGAACUCUCAAAGAUGUGCACGAUUAUUGAGAGACGAAACAAGGUGAUAGAAAACCUAACAACACUUAGGAAAAUAGCACAGGAGGAAAAAGACAAAGACUUCAAAGCAAUGGCAGCUGAAGAGGAAGUUGAAUUGAAGGGUGUUUUGCAGAAUAUUCACGAAGAAUUGCUAGAGACAAUUGUAACAGCCUCAGAGGGAGGAUAUUAUCAAUCGAUUGUGAUGGAAGUAACUGCUGGAGUUGGAGGAAAAGAAGCUAUGCUGUUUACUAGAGAUUUGUACAGUAUGUACAGAAAUUAUUGUGAUUUCAAGGGAUGGUACACUGAAGUUCUAGAGGAGGAUCAUAUGGAAAUUGGUGGAAUUCGGCAUGCCAGUCUGUGUAUCACAGGAGAAGAUGCCUUUCAGUGCCUGAAACACGAAGGUGGUGUCCAUCGUGUCCAGAGGAUUCCUGUCACUGAAAAAUCUGGUCGAGUACAUACUAGUACUGCCUCAGUGGCCAUCAUUCCCCGUCCGGAUGACGUGACUGUAACACUGAAUAGUAAAGAUCUCAGAAUUGAGACAAAGAGAGCAUCGGGAGCUGGUGGUCAGCAUGUAAAUACAACGGAUAGUGCUGUAAGAAUCACCCACAUUCCCACUGGACUGCAAGUUGAAUGUCAAACAGAUCGGAGUCAGAUAAAAAACCGUGAACUCGCCCUAAAGAAACUCCAGGCACGUCUCUAUGAAUCCGAAAUUAAUGCACAGAUGGCUUCAACUCAAAACCUGAGAAGCAGUCAGGUGGGAAUGAGUAUGCGGAAUGAGAAGAUCCGCACAUACAACUUCAAUCAAGACAGAGUAACGGAUCACAGGAUUGAAGAUGGGACUGUGCACAAUCUGAAAGGUAUCCUCGAAGGGAGAGAAAUCCUCGACGAUUUCCUCGACAAUUUGAGAGAGAAAAGCCACAAAAAGAAUUUAAUGGAGUUUAUUAGAAGAUUUAAGGACUAAAAAAAAUUAUAGAGAAUUAUUGAUUUAAUAAAAUUUCAUUUAAUUAA
Molecule: messenger RNA, 1256 nt
Organism: Phlebotomus papatasi
Lineage: Eukaryota; Metazoa; Arthropoda; Insecta; Diptera; Psychodidae
Gene: mRF1
Product: peptide chain release factor 1-like, mitochondrial
Exons: 1
Coding region: 1-1209 (402 amino acids)
Biological process (GO): translational termination
Molecular function (GO): translation release factor activity
Source: RefSeq, a predicted model, not a curated record